Cuscuta campestris is the source of this 2200-nucleotide messenger RNA. The record is from the annotation of a GenBank genome assembly. NCBI's taxonomy places the organism in Eukaryota, Viridiplantae, Streptophyta, Magnoliopsida, Solanales, Convolvulaceae.
GUUAUAAAUAUAGACUUCCACUCGCACAUAGUCAAUCCAUAUAUCAUCAUCAUCACAAACAUAUAUUUCUCCUCAAGUAGUUCCCAUAAUAUAAGUGCUACAAUUAACGUAUCAUUAUGGAAGUUCUCUGUCUUAACAAUCCUGCCGCCCUAUCAUCCACCACCCUUCACCGCCGCACACUCUCCGGCAAGAAACUCCUCCACCUCAAAUCUCCCCACAAAACUCCCACCGCUCUCCGGAGAGUGGUCGGCCCACGGGCAGCCGACCCGAGACGGUCGGUCCACGCAAAGGUAUCUGCCCGGGUGAACGCCCCGGCCGCCGCCGCCGCCGUGGUGCCGAAGUACACCCCGGACGAGCUGGUUUACGAGGUCGGGAAGCUGAUUCCGAACGAGGACGUGGGCGCGGACGUGACGGUGAACCUGUGCGAGUACGUGAAGGAAAUCGAGGCAUCGAAGGUGUACGACGUGGCGGUGGAGUCCCCGCUGGAGAGGGAGACUCUGCUCUCCGACGAAGACGACCUCGGCGUCUCGUACUGGCUCAAGAGAGACGACCAGCAGCCUGUGUUUUCGUUCAAGCUUAGAGGGGCAUAUAAUAUGAUGUCAAAGCUGAGUGAGGAAGAACUGAAAAGAGGAGUGAUAACGGCAUCUGCAGGGAAUCAUGCGCAAGGGGUGGCAUUGGCUGCCCAGAGAUUGGGCUGCUCAGCUACCAUUGUCAUGCCUGAAACCACCCCCUGCAUUAAGAAACAAGCGGUGGAGAGACUGGGCGGCACAAUUGACCUUCACGGGCAGUCAUUCGACGAGGCCCGGCUUUACGCCCUGGAAAAGGCGGAGAAGGAGAACCUCGUCUUCAUUCCUCCCUACGACGACAGAGAAAUAGUGGUGGGCCAGGGGACCGUCGCGCCGGAGAUCGUGAAACAGAUGGCGAAGGACGACGACUUGCACGCGAUAUUCGUGCCCAUCGGCGGCGGCGGCCUCGUCUCCGGCAUUGCCGUCUACAUGAGGGCCCUCUUCCCCGACGUGAAGAUCAUCGGCGUGGAGCCCUCCGGCGCUUGCGGCAUGGCGCUUUCCUUCCAGAAGGGAGAGCGGGUGGAGCUGGAGUACACCGACACUUACGCCGACGGUGUCGCGGUGGCGCUCGUCGGCGAGGUCACUUACGAUCUUUGCAAGCAGCUCGUUGACGGAGUCGUCGUCGUCGAGGAUAAAGAUAUCGCUGAGGCCAUAAGGGACGUGUACUUUGAGAAGAGGAGUAUAUUAGAGUUCUCAGGGGCUCUGGCCCUGGCCGGAGCAAAGGCUUACCGGAACUACGGGUCUCAGGCGGAAUCGGUGAAGGGCAAAAACCUAGUGGCGGUGGCCAGCGGAGCUAACCUUGAUUUUCCCAAACUGGUUGAUGUGGUUGACAUGGCCGGUCCCGGCUGUGAGGAAGAAGCUGUUUUGGCCACCAAAUUGCCUGAGCAACUCGGUAGCUUCAAGCGGUUCUGCCAACUUGUGAGGCCUUUGAAUAUUAGUGAAUUGAAAUACAGAUAUGAUUCCAGCAAAGAGAGAGGACUAGUACAGUACAGCGUGACAUAUCACGCACAAGCAGAACUUGAUGCAAUGUUGGAACGAUUGAGAGCAGCUCAGCUGGAGACUGUCAAUGUUUCAGAUCAAAACUUGUUUUUAAGGCAUUUGAAAUAUUUGGUGGGGGGCGGCGAGUCAAAAGUAGAGAACGAGCUUCUUUGUUGGGUUAAGCUCCCUGAUGGGCCGGGCGCUUUCUUGAAGUUUUUGAACGCUUUAGAUUCGCGUUGGAACGUAACUUUGGCUCAUUUCAAGUCAAAGGGAUCGGUAGAGGGGAAUGUAUUGGUUGGCAUUCAAGCAAGUGAGUCCGAGAAAAGAGUGUUUCGUGACCUUACAAAGAGUAUAGGGUACCCUUGCAAAUUCUAUCCCAAGCACAAAUCUCUAGAGUUUCUAAUUGGAUAAAACGUGACAAGAUUGCGUCAGGGCCCGCCAAGUGUACGUUUCAAGAAUAAAUGGCCAUUCUAACACCCUUCAUCACCUUUUGAAGUGUGUUUUGGCCUUUGUAUGUACCCUACUUGGGGUUAUCUGGCUACUAUGUACAAUAAAUGGUUAUCCAUGACGUUACGAAUUAAUGCUUGUGUUUUAUCGAGCUAUUAUGUAAAAUAAAUGAUUAUCCAUAAUGCUAUGAAUAAAUACUUGUGUUAUUA